AUGGAAUUUAUCCUCGGUGGUCAACAUUCGUCAAAACAUUCCGAACCCAGAGGUUUUGCUGAGAAACUCUUUGCUAAAAAACAAGAAGCGUAUCGGAAAGAUGUGGAAAUGUGUUUUGGUAUUCUUCAAUCUCGUUUUGCUAUUUUACGUCACUGUGCUCGUUUGUUUAAAUUGUCGACUCUUCGAAGCAUCAUGGUAGCUUGCAUUAUUAUUCACAACAUGAUUGUAGAUGAUGAGUUUGUUGAAGAAGACUUUGUAGAGCCUAACGAGAUUGACAACAUGAACCCAGCAGGAGCAAACGUUUAUGAUCGUCCCUUGGACGAUGAAGGACGUCCUAUUCCUUUCCAACCAGUGGGAAGAGACGGACAAAAUCUUCCACAGCUCAUUGACCGGGUGCAACAACUUCACUCGUCCUAUCUCCACAAGACUUUUCAAGAUGCUUUAGUUGUGCACAACUGGAAUUUGGAAGCUCUUGAAGAAUGA
This is a messenger RNA of Fragaria vesca subsp. vesca, 483 nucleotides long. RefSeq lists its product as uncharacterized. The coding region runs from base 1 to 483 and encodes 160 amino acids. NCBI's taxonomy places the organism in Eukaryota, Viridiplantae, Streptophyta, Magnoliopsida, Rosales, Rosaceae. The record is from RefSeq and is a predicted model, not a curated record. The transcript has a single exon.